GCCCUCUCUACCUCAGGAGGGCUGGCUUCUCUUGAGCAGCUCCAGCCUCUUGUGGCUUCUGCCGACCUCAGAGCCAGCUGCAGAGGGCAGGCCCGUGGGGCCCUUGCCCCACAGCAUCAUGAUGGGAAAACUCCCUCUCGGGGUUGUCUCUCCUUAUGUGAAGAUGAGUUCAGGGGGAUGUUCUGAUCCUCUGAAGUUUUAUGCUACCAGCUAUUGCACAGCCUAUGGUCGAGAGGAGUUCAAGCCCCGCAUGGGAUGCCAUGUAGGCACAGGCUACAAAUCCAACUAUCGGCCCAUGAUUUACAAACCCCACCUGGACAGCCUGGACAAUCCUGCCACGGGGGAACAAAUCCAUGACACUUCCAAGUCUGUGGCCAGUCAGAGCUAUUGUCCCUUAGAAGGGCCUGACAGCAAGCAGCCCCUGCCCAGGAACCUGUACCAGACCACCUCUGGCUAUGCACGAGAAAAGUUCAACACUGGGCCCCUUUCCAAGGAGGUCAGUACUGGGCCCAUGCCAGAGAGGAGCGAGCCCCAGGAUGUGUGCAGGAAGUCAGGGAGGGUCAGGAAGGUCCACUUCGACACCCAGGAUCACGGGCCUCAGACCAUCACAGGACUGGAGCCCAAGGAGGUGCCCCUGCUCCACCAGCAGCAGGGCAAGGGCUCUAUGGAGUGGGAGAACUCGCACUAUGGCCCACGCUUCAUGUCGUCUGAGUACAACUCCAAGUAUAUCAAGGAGACGCCAAACCACCCAGAUCCCUUGCUCAAGAAGACAAUUGGCGUCAGAGAAGAGUCUGGCUUCACAGAAGAGACUAGCAAGAAUCCCAUUGUCUUUCAGCCACCCUCACAGGCGCUGGCCGGGGAACCUGUCCUCCAUCCAGGACGGAGCGUCACCAAGUCAGACUACCUCCCUAUAAAUCACCCUCAGGGAAACGAGUUUCUCCCUGUGCUGACCAGAGGCUCUGAUCGGGACACAGGAUACAGCCGAGUGAAUGAAAGGACCUUGAGCUCCAGAAUGCCUGCUCCAAGCCCACAAUCAGCCACCAUGAGCCACAGGUCCUACCAGCCACCCCAGCGGAUGCAACAGACAAACGUUGCUCUGCUUGGCAGGGAGUCUAUAGGGAACAAGGAGCCCACAGGGUUCACUCUUAACAACCCCAGCUACUUCCGGAGCUCCUUUGAUCCCGACAGAGAUCAGCGGUACCUGACUACCUACAACCAAGGGUACUUUGAUAACACGCCCAAGGGGCUGGAACGGGAAGGCUGGACUCGAGGUGGCAUCCAGCCCCAGAAACCAGGAGGUUACGCCCUCAGUGAGUCCAUUAACCGCAUGGAGAACACCCCCGACCCCGCGGAGACCCUGCGGCACCUACACCCCCAUGUGGGAAGAACCUUGACUUCACUUGACCCCUUCUAUCAAACUCAUAACAACCGCUAAAUGGCUUCCAGCUGAGUCUGGAAGGUUGGCCGUGAUGGGACAAGUUGUGUUUCCUAUGCUUUGAAAGAUUCCCCCAGUUACUUUACUAAGGAAAUAAAGAACGCUGAACCAG
Molecule: messenger RNA, 1547 nt
Organism: Meriones unguiculatus (Mongolian gerbil)
Lineage: Eukaryota; Metazoa; Chordata; Mammalia; Rodentia; Muridae
Gene: Saxo4
Product: stabilizer of axonemal microtubules 4
Exons: 14
Coding region: 119-1435 (438 amino acids)
Molecular function (GO): phosphatase binding
Source: RefSeq, a predicted model, not a curated record